UAUAAGUCCACUGAAGACUUCUCCCUUCAGGCUCCUCUCACUAAGAAGACUCUCGAAGAUCGUAUUCUCCUUGUGCUCGGCCUUUAUGAUAAGAUUGAUCCGAAGAAACUGACGAUGGACUCGGAUUUUGUCAAGGAUCUAGGCCUGGACUCUCUUGAUCACGUUGAAAUGAUUAUGGCAAUGGAGGAAGAGUUUGGAUUCGAAAUUCCUGAUGGAGAUGCUGACAGGCUGAAAACUCCGCGAGAUAUUUUCCAGUAUAUUGCCGAUCGUGAAGAUGUGUAUGAAUGA
Messenger RNA from Ostertagia ostertagi, 288 nucleotides. The record is from the annotation of a GenBank genome assembly. Lineage: Eukaryota; Metazoa; Nematoda; Chromadorea; Rhabditida; Trichostrongylidae.